Molecule: messenger RNA, 1006 nt
Organism: Gamsiella multidivaricata
Lineage: Eukaryota; Fungi; Mortierellomycota; Mortierellomycetes; Mortierellales; Mortierellaceae
Exons: 3
Coding region: 192-791 (199 amino acids)
Source: RefSeq, a predicted model, not a curated record
AACGCACACAGAGCGGUGUUACAUUAAAAUGACUGCUUCAGGCACGGUCGGCGCUCCUCGUUAGAAUCCGUUGCUGCCCCCCUCGGGACCCGCCGAUAUAAAAUGCACGCCUUGUGCGCUUUCUUGUCUCUUGUUUUCGUUCCUCGCUCCGCUCUGUCUCCACCACUCCGCUCACAUAUCCUCCCCACACAAUGAAGCUCACCACCACCUUGGCCUUUGCAGCCAUCGCCCUUGCCUCCCAGGCCUCCGCGCAGGUCCUCUACUACACCCAGCCGACCUCUGCUAGCACCUGGCAAGCUGGUGAGACCGCGACCGUUUCCUGGAACAACGACUGCGAAGAAGUCACCGGAAACACAACCUUCCCCAUCACCUUGAACGUCCAGUCUCCCAGCGGCCUGCAGACCCAGGUCGGCGCGGAUCCCAUCGGCUACCUCGACUGCUCCGACUCUGGUACCACUGAGGUGCAGGUGCCCCUCGUCCCUCAAGGAAGCGGCUACUCCAUCCUGGUUAAAAAUGGUGGUUCCCUGAGCUACUCUGCCCUUUUCACCAUCAACAGCAACAUCACAGGAUCAGCCACGAUAACGACGGCCGGUCCCAGUACGACCGCCACUCUCACGGUGCCCUCAACCACAGCCAUCGUUACCUCCACUUCGUCUUUACCAAACAUAACUGUGUCCACGACAACCACCGGUACUGCCACUCCCACUAAGGCAAACGACGCCACAAUCCUAAAGGCCGGCUCGACUGCAGCUCUGGUCAUUGUAGCUGCUGUUGCGUCCCUGAUGCUCUAAGGAAGCGCGUCGCCAGGAACCGAUUGGACCAAUUUUUCCUUCAUUGUUUAUUGAUAUUGCUAUCGACAUAUACAUAAUAUUUUGCAUCACUUCAUUCAUAACUUUUUUCCGUGGAAUGAUAAACAAAAACAUAACUCAACCUAAUCCUUUCGCCUGCCUCGCUGGGCCACUCCUCCAUUUUUGACCCGUCGACUCUUCCCCCAUCCAUGCCGCCC